Messenger RNA from Cynoglossus semilaevis (tongue sole), 1380 nucleotides. It is a transcript of the gene nob1, whose product is annotated as NIN1 (RPN12) binding protein 1 homolog. The transcript is spliced from 11 exons. The record is from RefSeq and is a predicted model, not a curated record. Gene Ontology annotation, molecular function: RNA endonuclease activity. Gene Ontology annotation, biological process: maturation of SSU-rRNA; ribosomal small subunit biogenesis. Lineage: Eukaryota; Metazoa; Chordata; Actinopteri; Pleuronectiformes; Cynoglossidae. Gene Ontology annotation, cellular component: preribosome, small subunit precursor. The coding region runs from base 16 to 1380 and encodes 454 amino acids.
UAUUUUGAAUACAAAAUGACUGGCUUUACUGGCUUAAUGACAGGUUGCGGUUUAUGCAAGAUGGCAGCUCCUCUGGUGGACCAUGUUGUUGCAGAUGCUGGAGCUUUUUUAAAGAACGUUGCUCUCCAGGAUAUUGGCAGGAACAUUUACACAUUGAAAGAUGUCGUCGAAGAAAUCAGGGACAAACAAACCAGGAGGAGUCUGGCGUUUUUGCCAUACCAGCUCCAGUUUAAAGAGCCACAUCCUGAACAUGUUCGACAUGUGACAGAAUUCUCCAAAAAGACUGGCGAUUACCCAAGUCUUUCAGCCACUGAUAUUAAAGUCCUGGCUUUGACCUAUCAGCUGGAGCUGGAACAUGUUGGUUCGCAACACUUGAGAACCCAGCCAGAGAUCAAGGUUAAUAUUCACGGAACACAGCGCCAUCCAGAGACUCCCGUGAACAUUGCAGGAUUUCAUUUACCCCACAAGCAACCAAGUAAUAAUAAAAUCAGCAAAGAGCAUUGCACUAAGACAGAUUCCUCAAAUUUCCAAGACUGUGACGAGUUCAACACCUUUCAGUUCUGGAGAGAGCCGCUGCCAUCAAUCGGUGACGACUUGCUGGAGCUCCUUGAUUCAGGCAAUGUUGUAAACAAUGAACAAACGCAGACAUCACUAAUGUCCACUGCAGCAUCUGAGGGUGAUGAAUUCAACUCCUUCCAGUUUUGGAGAGAACCACUGCCACCUUUGGACGAAGGUGUUCUGGGUUUACUGAAUGGGAAUGGUUACAGGACUUUAGACAAAAGGUCAGAAUUGCAAAAGGAAAGUCAAACCAAUGAUGAUGGGAAAGAGAAUGAGCUAGAGGAGGAAGAGGAGGAGGAGGAAGAGGAGGAGGAGGAGGAAGACGACGAUGACGGAGGAGGUUGGAUCACCCCCAGUAACAUCAGACAUGUUAAGAUGGAGUCUCCUGAUGGGGCAGUCUCAGCGAAUGUCAGAGUGGGUUGUCUGACUACUGACUUUGCUAUGCAGAAUGUUCUCAUUCAGAUCGGACUCCACGUGCUCUCUGUUAAUGGAAUGAUCAUCAAACAGGCAAGGAACUACAUCCUGAGAUGUCACGCCUGCUUUAAAACAACGAGCAAUAUGAACAAGGUGUUUUGUCAACAUUGCGGAAACAAGACUUUGAAGAAGGUGGCAGUGACGAUCUGUGAAGAUGGCAAUAUGAAGAUGCAUUUCUCUACCAAUCCAAAAGUACUGAACCCAAGGGGACUGAGGUACUCACUGCCUCAGCCACAAGGCGGGAAACAUGCUAACAAUCCACAGCUGGUGGAGGACCAACCCUGCCCACAGCAACGGUUGUCUCAAAAGGCUCGGCAAACGAAUGAUGUCUUUAACCCAGAUUACUGA